Trichosurus vulpecula (common brushtail) is the source of this 8170-nucleotide messenger RNA. It is a transcript of the gene FN1, whose product is annotated as fibronectin 1. Gene Ontology annotation, molecular function: protein binding. The coding region runs from base 276 to 7454 and encodes 2392 amino acids. NCBI's taxonomy places the organism in Eukaryota, Metazoa, Chordata, Mammalia, Diprotodontia, Phalangeridae. Gene Ontology annotation, cellular component: extracellular region. The transcript is spliced from 45 exons. The record is from RefSeq and is a predicted model, not a curated record.
CCGCGCGCUAGGGCUCUGCGGCUCCAGCAGGCUGCAGGGUUCAAGGGGAGUGGAGAGGGGCUCACUGCAUUCGAGAGCAGAGGGACCCGUGGCAGCCCCAUCUUUGGUUUUUCUCCCCUUCCCUCCCCUUUCCCACCCUUGGUUCCCUACCUUCCCGAAGAAGUCCAGGGCAAGCCAACGCUCCAUGCAACUUGUUCUCCCGCGUGUUGCAAAGUAAACCAGAAACUUAGGGUGGGGUGCUUCUGUAGGAGUCUCUCUCACUCCCGCUUUGCAAGAUGCACAGGGACCCAGUCCCGGGACGGCGGCUGCUGCUGCUGCUGCUACUUGCGCUAUGUCUGGGAACUUCAGUGCAAGCGGCAAAGUCGAAGAAAAACCGGAGGCAAGCUCAGCAAAUGAUUCAGCCUCCGUCCCCGGUGGCUGUCAGCCAAAGCAAAACUGGCUGUUAUGACAAUGGAAAACACUAUCAGAUCAACCAACAAUGGGAGCGAAUUUACUUGGGCAAUCCACUGGUUUGUACCUGCUAUGGAGGCAGCCGAGGUUUUAACUGUGAGAGCAAACCUGAACCUGAAGAAACAUGCUUUGACAAAUAUACUGGAAACACCUACCGGGUCGGGGACACUUACGAACGCCCAAAGGAUUCAAUGAUUUGGGAUUGUACCUGCAUUGGGGCUGGUCGAGGGAGAAUCAGCUGUACCAUUGCAAAUCGCUGUCAUGAAGGGGGUCAGUCCUACAAAAUAGGUGAUACCUGGCGCCGACCACAUGAGACCGGAGGCUACAUGCUUGAGUGCGUUUGUCUUGGUAAUGGAAAAGGGGAAUGGACCUGCAAACCUGUAGCUGAGAGAUGCUAUGACAACACUGGUGGGACGUCCUAUGUUGUUGGAGAGACUUGGGAGAAGCCCUACCAAGGCUGGAUGAUGGUGGAUUGUACCUGUUUAGGAGAAGGCAGUGGACGCAUCACAUGUACCUCUAGAAAUAGAUGUAAUGAUCAGGACACCAAGACAUCCUACCGAAUCGGAGAUACCUGGAGCAAGAAAGACAAUCGGGGAAAUUUGCUUCAGUGUAUCUGCACUGGUAAUGGGAGGGGAGAAUGGAAAUGUGAAAGACAUUCAUCAUUGCAAACAACUGCUACAGGACCUGGCUCAGUCACAGAUGUUCGAACAGCGCUGUACCAGCCCCAGCCUCAGCCCCAGCCUGCUCCAUAUGGUCACUGUAUCACUGAUAGUGGCGUGGUCUACUCUCUGGGAAUGCAGUGGCUGAAGACCCAAGGAAACAACCAGAUGUUAUGCACAUGUCUGGGCAAUGGUGUCAGCUGCCAAGAGACCGCUGUGACUCAAACCUAUGGUGGCAAUUCCAAUGGAGAACCAUGUGUCCUGCCAUUCACGUACAAUGGCAGAACUUACUAUUCCUGCACAACUGAAGGUCGUCAAGACGGGCAUCUCUGGUGUAGCACCACUUCAAAUUAUGAACAAGACCAGAAAUAUUCUUUCUGUACAGACCAGACUGUUUUGGUUCAGACUCGAGGCGGCAACUCCAAUGGUGCCCUGUGUCACUUUCCAUUCUUGUACAACAACCGUAAUUACACCGACUGUACCUCAGAGGGACGGCGAGACAACAUGAAAUGGUGUGGAACCACCAUCAACUAUGAUGCUGAUCAGAAGUUUGGAUUCUGUCCUAUGGCUGCCCAUGAAGAGAUCUGCACUACCAACGAAGGGGUCAUGUAUCGCAUCGGAGAUCAGUGGGACAAACAGCACGACAUGGGCCACAUGAUGAGGUGCACAUGUGUAGGAAAUGGUCGUGGGGAAUGGACCUGUGUGGCGUACUCACAGCUCAGAGAUCAAUGUAUUGUCGAUGGUAUCACCUAUAAUGUGAAUGAUACAUUCCACAAGCGUCACGAAGAAGGUCACAUGCUGAAUUGCACGUGUUUUGGCCAGGGCCGUGGAAGAUGGAAAUGUGAUCCUAUUGACCAAUGCCAGGAUUCAGAAACCCGUACAUUCUACCAGAUUGGGGAUUCAUGGGAGAAAUACGUUCAUGGUGUUAGAUAUCAGUGCUACUGUUAUGGCCGGGGCAUUGGAGAGUGGCAUUGCCAACCUCUGCAGACCUAUCCAGGUACAUCUGGUCCAGUCCAAGUAAUCAUCACUGAAAGCCCCAAUCAGCCCAACUCUCAUCCUAUCCAGUGGAAUGCACCUGAGCCAUCUCACAUUUCCAAGUACAUUCUCAGAUGGAAGCCUAAAAAUUCUCCAGGUCGUUGGAAAGAGGCAACUAUUCCUGGUCACUUAAAUUCUUACACGAUCAAAGGUCUACGGCCUGGUGUGAUCUAUGAGGGACAGCUUAUCAGUGUACAACAGUACGGACACAAGGAAGUCACUCGCUUUGACUUCACUACCACCAGCGCCAGCCCUGCUGUAUCCACCAACACAGUCACAGGAGAGACAACGCCGUUUUCUCCUGUUGUUGCCACUUCGGAAUCUGUUACGGAAAUCACAGCCAGCAGCUUUGUGGUCUCGUGGGUCUCAGCCUCUGACACUGUCUCUGGAUUCCGGGUGGAGUACGAGCUGAGUGAGGAGGGGGAUGAACCACAAUACCUUGAUCUUCCAAGCACAGCCACCUCUGUUAACAUCCCUGACUUGCUUCCUGGACGCAAAUACAUUGUAAAUGUCUAUCAGAUCUCUGAAGAAGGAGAACAAAAUCUGAUCCUGUCCACCUCACAGACAACAGCACCCGAUGCUCCUCCUGAUCCUGCAGUAGACAGAGUAGAUGACACCUCAAUUGUCAUUCGCUGGAGCAGACCACAGGCCCCCAUCACAGGUUACAGAAUAGUUUAUACUCCAUCAGUUGAAGGAAGCAGCACAGAACUCAAUCUCCCAGAAACGGCUAAUUCUGUAACUCUUAGUGACUUGCAGCCUGGGGUUCAAUAUAACAUCACUAUUUAUGCUGUGGAAGAAAAUCAAGAGAGUACCCCUGUCUUCAUUCAGCAAGAAACCACCGGAGUCCAGCGUCCAGACAAAGUUCCUCCCCCUACGGACCUGCAGUUUGUGGAAGUGACAGAUGUCAAAGUCACCAUCAUGUGGACCCCCCCUGAAAGUGCUGUGACUGGCUACCGGGUGGAUGUCGUCCCUGUCAAUCUCCCUGGGGAGCAUGGACAGAGGCUGCCGGUCAGCAGGAGUACCUUUGCUGAGGUCACUGGGCUCUCCCCUGGAGUCACCUACUACUUCAAGGUCUUUGCAGUGAACCAUGGAAAGGAGAGCAGGCCAUUGACAGGAGAACAGACCACCAAACUGGAUGCUCCUACUAACUUAAGGUUUGUUAAUGAGACUGACACCACUGUCUUGGUUAUCUGGACUCCGCCUCGUGCCAGGAUAACGGGAUAUCGACUGACUGUGAGCCCUACGAGAGGAAACCAACCUAAGCAGUAUAAUGUGGGGCCAUCUGUCACCCAGCAUCCAUUGAGAAAUCUGCAGCCAGGAUCUGAGUACACUGUUUCCUUGGUAGCCGUCAAAGGCAAUCAACAGAGUCCUAAGCAAACUGGAAUCUUCACUACCUUGCAACCUGCCAGUUCCAUUCCUCAUUACAACACAGAGGUGACCGAAACAACAAUUAUCAUCACCUGGACCCCGGCUCCAAGAAUCGGUUUCAAGUUGGGUGUGCGACCAAGUCAAGGUGGAGAAGCUCCCCGUGAGGUGACUUCGGAGUCCGGAAGCAUUGUUGUGUCUGGCCUGACUCCAGGGGUGGAAUAUGUAUAUACCGUUUCAGUCCUACGAGAUGGUCAAGAGAGAGACACUCCAAUUGUAAAGAAAGUGGUUACACCAUUGUCUCCACCAACCAAUCUCCACUUGGAUGCAAACCCUGACACUGGAAUCCUAACUGUCUCCUGGGAAAGAAGCACCACCCCAGACAUCUCUGGGUACAGAAUAACCACAACACCUACAAAUGGCCGAGAGGGCUAUUCUCUGGAAGAAGUGGUCCAUGGAGAUCAGAGUUCCUGCACUUUUGAAAACCUGAGUCCUGGCCUGGAGUACAAUGUCAGUGUGUAUACUGUCAAAGGUGACAAGGAAAGUGUCCCCAUCUCCGAUACCAUCAUCCCAGCCGUCCCUCCUCCCACUGACCUGCGAUUCACCAAUGUUGGCCCAGACACCAUGCGUGUGACCUGGGCUCCACCACCAUCUAUUGAACUGACCAACCUAUUGGUACGAUAUUCACCUGUGAAAAACGAGGAAGAUGUCGCAGAGUUGACCAUUUCCCCUUCAGAUAACAUGGUGGUUCUAACAAAUCUCCUUCCUGGUACUGAUUACUUGGUCAGCGUUUCCAGCGUUUAUGAACAACAUGAGAGCAUCCCUCUUAAAGGAAGGCAGAAAACAGGUCUUGAUUCCCCAACUGGCAUUGACUUUUCUGAUAUCACUGCCAACUCCUUCACUGUCCAUUGGAUGUCUCCACGAGCCCCCAACACUGGCUACAAGAUUCGCCACCAUCCUGAACAUGGUAGUGGAAGACCUCGUGAGGACCGGGUACCCCCAUCAAGGAACUCCAUCACACUUACUAACCUGAAUCCAGGCACAGAAUAUAUCAUCAGCAUCGUAUCUGUCAAUGGUAGAGAGGAAAGCGCCCCCUUGGUUGGCCAACAGGCAACAGUUUCUGAUGUUCCAAGGGACCUUGAAGUUAUUGCUACUACCCCAACUAGCCUGCUUAUUAGUUGGGAUGCACCUGCGGUAACUGUCAGAUAUUACAGAAUCACCUAUGGUGAAACAGGAGAAAAUAGCCCUGUGCAGGAGUUCACUGUGCCUGGUACCAAAUCUACAGCCACCAUCACUGGCCUUAAGCCUGGAGUAGAUUAUACCAUCACUGUGUAUGCAGUAACCGGUCGUGGAGACAGUCCAGCCAGCAGCAAACCCGUGACCAUUUCAUACCGAACAGAAAUUGAUAAGCCAUCCCAAAUGCAGGUGACUGAUGUGCAGGAUAACAGCAUCAGUGUGAGGUGGCUGCCUUCAAAUUCCCCAGUUACUGGUUACAGAGUGACCACUGCUCCCAAAAAUGGCCCCGGACCAUCGAAAACGAAAAUGACAGGCCCAGAUCAAACAGAAAUGACCAUUGAGGGACUACAGCCCACAGUGGAGUAUGUGGUUAGCGUCUAUGCUCAGAAUCAAAAUGGAGAGAGUCAGCCUCUGGUUCAGACAGCAGUCACGAACAUUGAUCGCCCUAAAGGACUGGCAUUCACUGAUGUGGAUGUCGAUUCCAUCAAAAUUGCUUGGGAAAGCCCACAGGGGCAAGUUUCCAGGUAUAGGGUGACCUACUCAAGCCCUGAGGAUGGAAUCCAUGAGCUAUUUCCCGCCCCUGAUGGUGAAGAAGACACAGCAGAACUGCAGGGCCUCAGGCCGGGGUCUGAGUACACAGUCAGUGUUGUUGCCUUGCACGAUGAUAUGGAGAGCCAGCCCCUGAUUGGAACCCAGUCCACAGCUAUUCCUUCACCAACCAACCUGAAGUUCACUCAGGUUACUCCAACCAGCUUGACAGCACAAUGGACAGCACCCAAUGUUCAACUGACUGGAUACAGAGUGCGAGUGACGCCCAAGGAGAAGACAGGACCAAUGAAGGAAAUCAACCUUUCUCCAGAUAGCACCUCAGUUGUGGUGUCAGGACUAAUGGUGGCAACUAAAUAUGAAGUCAGCGUCUAUGCUCUUAAGGAUACUCUGACCAGCAGGCCAGCACAGGGUGUAGUUACUACUUUGGAGAAUGUCAGUCCUCCACGUAGGGCCCGUGUGACAGAUGCCACAGAGACCACCAUCACCAUCAACUGGAGAACCAAAACAGAGACUAUCACAGGCUUCCAGGUGGAUGCUAUCCCAUCCAAUGGUCAGAGUCCUGUUCAGAGAACCAUCAGCCCUGAUGUCAGAAGCUAUACCAUCACUGGUUUACAACCAGGCACUGAUUACAAGAUCUAUCUCUACACCCUAAAUGACAAUGCUCGAAGCUCACCCGUGGUGAUUGAUGCUUCAACUGCUGUUGACGCACCAUCCAACCUGCGGUUCCUCACAACCACACCUAAUUCACUGCUGGUGGCAUGGCAGCCACCCCGAGCUCGGAUCACCGGCUACAUCAUCAAGUAUGAGAAACCUGGGUCACCUCCCCGAGAGGUGGUCCCUCGCCCUCGUCCUGGGGUCACAGAGGCCACUAUCACUGGUCUGGAACCAGGUACUGAGUAUACCAUCUAUGUCAUUGCCUUGAAGAACAAUCAAAAGAGUGAACCAUUGAUUGGAAGAAAAAAGACAGAUGAGCUUCCCCAACUGGUAACCCUUCCACACCCUAAUGGACCAGAGAUCUUGGAUGUUCCCUCCACAGUUCAAAAGACCCCUUUCAUCACAAAUCCUGGGUAUGACAAUGGAAAUGGUAUACAGCUUCCAGGCACUACCGGCCAGCAACCUAGUGUUGGGCAACAAAUGAUCUUUGAGGAACAUGGCUUUAGGCGGACUACACCACCCACAGCAGCAACCCCCAUAAGGCAUAGGCCAAGACCAUUCCCACCGAAUGUAGAUGAGGAGAUUCAGAUUGCUAACAUCCCCAGGGGGGAUGCAGAUCAUCUUCCAUAUCCUCAUGUUCUUGGGCUCAAUCCAAAUGCCUCUACAGGACAAGAAGCUCUCUCUCAGACUACCAUCUCUUGGACACCAUUCCAGGAAAGUUCUGAAUAUAUCAUUUCAUGCCAUCCCAUUGGCAUCGAUGAAGAACCUUUACAGUUCAGAGUUCCUGGAACUUCAGCUAGUGCCACACUGACCGGCCUUACCAGAGGGGCUACCUACAACAUCAUAGUAGAGGCACUGAAAAACCAGAGAAGACACAAAGUUCGGGAAGAGAUGGUCACAGUGGGCAACUCUGUUAAUGAAGGAUUGACCCAACCUACAGAUGACACAUGUUUUGAUCCAUUCACUGUCUCUCACUAUUCCAUCGGAGAGGAAUGGGAGCGAUUAUCUGACUCUGGCUUUAAACUCUGGUGCCAAUGCUUAGGUUUUGGCAGCGGUCAUUUCAGAUGUGAUUCAUCUAAAUGGUGCCAUGACAAUGGCGUGAACUACAAGAUUGGCGACAAGUGGGAUCGCCAAGGAGAGAAUGGACAGAUGAUGAGCUGCACCUGUCUUGGAAAUGGAAAAGGAGAAUUCAAGUGUGAUCCUCAUGAGGCCACGUGUUAUGAUGAUGGUAAGACAUACCACGUAGGGGAACAGUGGCAAAAGGAGUACCUUGGAGCCAUCUGCUCUUGCACAUGUUUUGGUGGCCAGCAGGGCUGGCGCUGUGACAACUGCCGCAGGCCUGGGGUAGAGCCGGCACCUGAAGGCUCAGCAGGCCACUCCUACUCUCAGUAUUCUCAGAGAUAUCAUCAGAGAACAAAUACUAAUGUCAACUGCCCAAUUGAGUGUUUCAUGCCUUUGGAUGUACAGGCAGACACAGAAAAUUCACGAGAUUCCCGAGAAAAGUAAUAUUCUACAGCCCUGAAGAGCAAGCAACUUUCCGCUGAGACACCGUCCAAACUGGAGUGAUGCUAGCAAACCCAUCUUUCAGGGUAAACAUUCAAAAGCCUUCUGCUCUGGAGCAACUUCCCCGGCUUAAGCUCAGCUCACAGCUUCUACCAGCAUCACCCUUGGAGUGUUUUAAGACUUUUCUCCUUCACGAUUGGCAGCGGGGCACUGUCAGCUCUGCCCUUUAGUGUUCCGUACCGCUCAGUAUUUUAAACGCAUUGAUUUCGACUCCUGAUUUGGUUGAGGAUAAGUAGGUCAAUUAUAGGGAAGCAUCUGAAACCAACCAAACUGCUGUGAACGGAAAUGACAUAUCGAAAUUUAGAAAUAGGAAAGUCACCAAACACUUCUGCUGUCACUUAACUGUGCGGCCUGUAAUCCUGGAGGCCCUGCAUCUCCCUGUCACUGUGAUAUUUAAAAUAUGCACAGUCCUAAUUUUGUUUCCUAAAUGAUUCUAGUAAUUUCCUAGCAAUAGCUCUAUCUUACCUGUUAUUUAUCAGUUUCCCCCCCAGGGUUUUUUUUAAAUAUGGAAAAAUAAAAUUGUAUUGGAGACACUUAGUACACAGUUGACAAGUGGAAUUUGGUGUAAUGAUGGUUGGUGAUUAUUUUUUAUACUGUAAGUGCCAAAGCUUUACUACUGUGGAAAGACAACUCUUUUAAUAAAAGAUUUACAAACCAGA